Colletotrichum destructivum is the source of this 2086-nucleotide messenger RNA. Its product is annotated as Putative major facilitator, sugar transporter, major facilitator superfamily. Gene Ontology annotation, biological process: carbohydrate transport; transmembrane transport. The transcript has 6 exons. The record is from RefSeq and is a predicted model, not a curated record. Gene Ontology annotation, cellular component: membrane. The coding region runs from base 314 to 1978 and encodes 554 amino acids. Gene Ontology annotation, molecular function: carbohydrate:proton symporter activity. Lineage: Eukaryota; Fungi; Ascomycota; Sordariomycetes; Glomerellales; Glomerellaceae.
UGUCGAAUCUGCCUUGCUGCGCUGCUGCUGUGUUGCUAUCAAGGUCUCUGUUUGUUUCGGCCGACACCGAAACGUCGUCCUGUGCAAAAUUUCCAUUCCCACCUCCUGCGCCUCCCCUCACACGUCUUAAGAAACGGGAGGCUUGUCUGAUAUCAAGCUUUUUAUUUCUUCUUGACACUGCGUGCCCAGACGGGCUGGAGCCCUUCGCCUCGCCUCAACUUGGCAAGACUGCCAACGCCCACGACUCCCUUGCAUCUACCCUCCCUGCCUUCUCGUCUCUCUGUUCUCGCCGUGAGGCUGAGUAACCGGCAAAAUGGGCUUCAAUCUCCACGCCGACGGGACGAACGAUCCCAAGGAGGUCCGCAAUUGGCGCAUCCACAUGAUCGCCAUCAUCGCCUCCAUGAGUGCCAUUGCCAUGGGUUAUGACACCUCCGUCAUUGGCGGCACCAUGGCGCUCGACUCGUUUCGCCGCGACUUCGACCUGGCAGACACCGACCCGACGGUCCGUGACACCCUCCAGGGAAACAUUGUCUCCACGUUCCAGGCGGGCUGCUUCUUCGGCGCCCUGCUCACGUUUCCCCUGGCAGAAUGGAUGGGCCGUAAGAAGGCCAUCAUGAUGUCCGCCUUGGUCUUCCUGGCCGGCGGCACUCUCAUGACCGCUGCCCACGGCGAGAUUGGCAUGUUGAUCGCAGGGCGUGCCGUUGCUGGCCUGGGCAUCGGCGCAACCUCACUCAUCGUUCCGGUCUACAUCUCUGAAAUAAGCCCUCCCUCGAUUCGAGGCCGGCUUGUUGGCCUCUUUGAAAUCGCCUCCCAAGGAGGUGGCAUGUGCGGCUUCUGGGUGAACUACGCCGUCGAUCGAACCAUUUCCGACUCGCUCCAGGCGCAGUGGAUCGUUCCUCUUGGCCUGCAGCUGCUGCCCGGAGUCCUGCUCUUCUUUGGCAUCUUCAUCUGUCCCGAGUCGCCUCGCUGGCUGGCCAAGAACGAUAGGUGGGAAGAUGCCAAGAAGGUCCUGGUACACAUCCGCACGCUGCCCGCGGACCACGAGUACGUCAACACCGAGAUCUCGGAUAUCAGGCGCCAAGUGGAAGAGAGCAGUGCGAACCGCAUGACAAAGAUGCAGAUGUUCAAGAGGCUCUUCGAGAAGGGCUCUCGCAACCGCAUCGGCAUUGGUCUGCUUCUCAUGGCCUGCCAAAACCUGACGGGCGUCAACAUCAUCACAUAUUACUCGCCUCGUAUUUUUGAGACCCUUGGCAUCACAGGCACAAGCACCAAGCUUUUCGCCACGGGCUUUUACGGUAUCGCCAAGACCCUCGGUAUGGUCAUCUUCACCGUCUGGCUCGCUGAGAAGGUCGGGCGCCGCAACGGCCUCAUCUGGGGCGCCUUCAUCGGGUCUCUCCCGAUGUGGUACAUCGGCGCGUACGUGUUCCAGGCCGACCCGGCCGGCCAGGCUGCCGCCGGCAACGUCGACCGCAACGCGUGGGGAUACAUCGCGAUGCUGUGCGUGUAUCUUUACGGCCUGAUUUACUGCGCCACUUGGCAAGGAAUCACAUGGCUGUACUGCAGCGAGGUCUUUAGCUUGGACAUCCGCAUGCUGUGCGUGGCGAUCACAACGGCAGACCAGUGGCUGUGGAGCUUCAUCGUCUCGCGCACCACGCCUUACAUGAUUACAUCGCUGGGAUACGGGACGUACAUGUUCUUCGGGACCCUCAUGAUCCUGAUGGGCAUCUGGGCCUUCUUCUUCGUGCCGGAGACCAAAGGUCUCACGCUCGAAGAUAUGGACUUGCUCUUCAUGCGCAGCAUGCACAAUACAGUAUGGACCGCCCUGCGCGAGAAAAAGAGCGUCAAGGACGUCUUGGCGGAAACCUCGCCCGCGGCCGCGGCCCACGCGCCUUUGUCGGAGAAGGAGCUUGGUCUGGCGUACGUGGACACGGUGGAGGACAAGACUGUCGCGAGGGAGACGGAACAGAAGGGGGUUUGAGUAAACGAUUUUUUUUUUUCCUUUGGUGUUUUCGAGGCGUCUGGGAGGCGGCCUCUUUGCGCAGCAGUCAGUCAGUCAGUCACUCAGUCACCUGGAUAGAUAUCAUUU